Necator americanus (New World hookworm) is the source of this 345-nucleotide messenger RNA. RefSeq lists its product as uncharacterized. The transcript has a single exon. The coding region runs from base 1 to 345 and encodes 114 amino acids. The record is from RefSeq and is a predicted model, not a curated record. NCBI's taxonomy places the organism in Eukaryota, Metazoa, Nematoda, Chromadorea, Rhabditida, Ancylostomatidae.
AUGCGUCGUCGGUUGUUGAUCGGUCGGUUCGGUCAGUUUGCGGAUGUGUGCGCGUAUGUAUGUGUUUGCUACACUGCUGCUGCUGCUGCUGCUGCUGCUGCUGAUGCUAUGCUGUUGAUGUUCAACCGGUCCCGGGAGGCGGCGCCGUAUGAUUACGUAGCUAGCGCGGCGCAACAACGUACGCAAACUAUCACCGCCAUCACGUCGCCGCCACCGACGCCGACGACGACGUCGACGAUGAGAUCACCUGAUGACAUAGGUGGCCGGCGCCGCCAUCAGCCAGCCAUCCGUCCGUCCGUCCAUGCGUCAAAGCCAGGCCGGCCGGGUAGGCGCCCCAUGCUGUGA